Gastrolobium bilobum is the source of this 2518-nucleotide messenger RNA. RefSeq names its product bifunctional dethiobiotin synthetase/7,8-diamino-pelargonic acid aminotransferase, mitochondrial. The record is from RefSeq and is a predicted model, not a curated record. Gene Ontology annotation, molecular function: dethiobiotin synthase activity; pyridoxal phosphate binding; S-adenosyl-L-methionine:8-amino-7-oxononanoate transaminase activity. The transcript is spliced from 14 exons. Gene Ontology annotation, biological process: biotin biosynthetic process. The coding region runs from base 15 to 2495 and encodes 826 amino acids. NCBI's taxonomy places the organism in Eukaryota, Viridiplantae, Streptophyta, Magnoliopsida, Fabales, Fabaceae. Gene Ontology annotation, cellular component: mitochondrion.
UCUUUUCCUUCGCCAUGUUCCGCUUCCCUUCCAUCAUUCUCUCACGCCGUCUCCACCGCCGCAACAAACUAUUUUCCACCACUUCGCAACCGCUCGAGCUACCGCUCUCUCACCCCAUCUACAUCAUCUGGGGCUCCAACACCGGCGUUGGCAAAACCCUAGUCUCCGCCGGCAUCGCCGCCGCCUCCCUACUAUCUUCCCCUGCCAAAUUUCACUACCUGAAGCCCGUCCAAACCGGUUUCCCUUCCGACUCCGACUCCCGCUUCGUGUUCAACAAGCUCCGCCAACUCUUUCUCCGCCGCAAACUCCACACUCCUUUCGCCGCCUCUCACCGCAUCCUCAAUGCCUCUUCCGCCGCAAGGGACAGCGGAAAUCGCGACAACGAGAUGGAUCUGUCUUCGUAUUUCGCCGGUGAAGAAGGGCUUGCCUUCUCGGAGUUGAUUUGCAAGACCUUGUUUGCGUGGGAAGAGGCGGUGUCGCCGCAUUUGGCCGCGGAGAGGGAAAGUUUGGUUGUGAAGGACUCGGUGCUGCUGGAAAUGUUGCAGCAGUGUUUUAGAGACGUGUUGGAAAGUGGUGUGGAUAAGGAGAGAUCGGAAGUUGUGUGUGUCGUUGAGACUGCCGGUGGAGUUGCGAGUCCAGGUCCUUCUGGGUCACUUCAAUGUGACUUGUAUAGGCCAUUCCGUAUUCCUGCAAUUCUUGUCGGAGAUGGGCGGCUAGGAGGUGUUUCUGGAACAAUUUCAGCUUACGAGAGCUUGGUGAUUCGAGGUUAUGAUGUUGUUGCUAUUGUUCUUGAAGAUCACGGCCUUCUAAAUGAGGGUCCACUAAUGUCUUAUAUGCGAAACAAGGUUCCUGUUCUAGUGCUACCACCUGUUCCAAAAGAUCCAUCAAAUGACCUACUGGAAUGGUUUGAAGAUUCUCAUUAUUUAUUUAGUAAUCUAAAGGAAAUACUGCUAUCUGCUUAUUUUGAGAGAAUCAAGAAGUUGCAUGACAUGCCAAGAAAGGCGAGUGAUAUCAUCUGGUGGCCAUUUACUCAACACAAACUUGUACCAGAUGGAGGGAUCACAGUAAUUGAUUCACGCUGUGGUGAGAACUUUGCAGUCUUCAAGGCUCAGAAGACAGAAGUCAUAGAACCACUAUUUGAUGCAUGUGCUAGUUGGUGGACUCAAGGACCUGAUGCUAUAAUGCAGACUGAGCUUGCUAGGGAGAUGGCAUAUGCUGCCGCAAGAUUUGGGCAUGUAAUGUUCCCUGAGAAUGUUCAUGAGCCAGCCUUAAAUUGUUCUGAGCUUUUGCUUGAAGGUGUGGGGAAAGGUUGGGCUUCUCGAGCAUAUUUUUCAGACAAUGGAUCUACUGCUAUUGAAAUUGCUCUGAAGAUGGCAUUUCGUAAAUUUUCUGUUGAUCAUGGACUUAUUCUGGAUUGUCAUGAGGAUACUACAAAUGAAAGAUCCACUGAGCUUAUGGUCCUUGCACUUCAGAGAUCUUAUCAUGGUGAUACAUUGGGUGCUAUGGAAGCACAGGCGCCAUCAUCGUAUACAGGCUUUCUGCAGCAACCAUGGUACACUGGAAGAGGUCUUUUUCUGGAUCCUCCUUCUGUCUUUAUGCACAACAAUACAUGGAAUAUUUCCAUUCCGGAAGGGUUUCAGUCAGAAAAUCUGAAACAUGAAACCUUUGCUUCUCGUGACGAAGUAUUUCACAAGGGCAGGGAUAAGUCGGAGCUUGCUACAGUUUAUUCAUCUUACAUAUCAAAAGUAUUAUCUGGAUGUAGAGGGUCGAAUAAUGUUGGAGCAUUGAUUAUGGAACCAGUGAUACAAGGUGCUGGUGGAAUGCAUAUGGUUGAUCCACUUUUUCAGCGUGUACUUGUUAAUGAGUGUCGGAGUAGAAAAAUUCCAGUCAUCUUUGAUGAGGUUUUUACUGGUUUUUGGCGUUUGGGAGUAGAGACUGCAGUGGAGCUAAUCCAUUGUGAACCAGAUAUAGCCUGCUUUGGGAAGUUGAUGACUGGUGGGAUUAUUCCAUUGGCUGCCACCUUGGCAACAAAUGCUGUGUUUGAUUCAUUUAUUGGAGACUCAAAGCUCAAGGCCCUUUUGCAUGGACAUUCUUACUCUGCACAUGCUAUGGGCUGCAUGGCUGCAGUUAAAUCCAUCCAAUGGUUUAAAGACCCUAGUUCCAACGCUAACGUCUCUUCUGAAGGAAGAUUACUUAGGGAGUUAUGGGAUGAUAAAAUGGUUCGCCAGAUUUCAUUACACCCUGCAGUUCAAAGAGUAGUUGCAUUAGGAACUCUAUGUGCCUUGGAACUAAAAGCAGAAGGCAAUAAUGCUGGGUAUGGAACAUUGUAUGCAAGACCCCUUCUUCAGAAACUUCGGGAAGAUGGUGUUUAUAUGAGGCCUCUCGGUAACGUCAUUUAUCUCAUGUGUGGACCCUGCACGUCUCCAGAAAUUUGCAAUCAAUUACUCGUCAAACUUUAUAAGAGGCUUGAAGAAUUUAAUGGAAGUAAAAAUUGAGAAUCCUGACCUGGGGGGAACUG